AUGGCAGCAUUUGCAGUGGAACCUCCGGCUCCCACACUGGGAUCAGAGCCAAUGAUGUUGGGUUCACCAUCCUCUCCAAAGUCAGGAGUUAAUGCUCAGUUUUUACCUGGAUUUUUAAUGGGAGAUUUGCCUGCUCCAGUAACUCCACAACCCCGGUCAAUUAGUGGUCCUUCAGUUGGAGUUAUGGAAAUGAGAUCACCUUUACUGGCAGGUGGGUCACCCCCACAGCCAGUUGUUCCAGCUCAUAAAGAUAAAAGUGGUGCUCCACCAGUUAGAAGUAUACAUGAUGACAUUUCCAGCCCAGGACUUGGACCAACACCUUUAACGUCAAAACGACAGUCAAACAUUUCAGUAAUGCAGAGUCCUCUUGCUGGAAUUACCACAGCUACUCCUGGAACAGGACAAAGUAUGUUUAGUCCAGCAAAUAUUGGCCAACCUCGAAAGACUACAUUAUCUCCUGCCCAGUUGGAUCCUUUUUAUACUCAGGGAGAUUCUCUGACAUCAGAAGAUCACCUCGAUGACACUUGGGUGACUGUAUUUGGGUUUCCUCAAGCAUCUGCUUCCUAUAUAUUAUUGCAAUUUGCUCAAUAUGGAAAUAUCUUAAAACAUGUGAUGUCUAACACAGGAAAUUGGAUGCAUAUUCGGUAUCAGUCCAAACUGCAGGCCCGGAAAGCCUUAAGUAAAGAUGGGAGGAUUUUUGGAGAGUCCAUCAUGAUUGGGGUAAAACCGUGUAUAGAUAAAAGUGUGAUGGAAAAUGGUGACAGAAAUGCCUUAUCAUCUCCAUCUCUUGCUUUUACAUCACCAGUCAAAACCUUAGGUACACCAACCCAACCUGGAAGUACUCCUAGAAUUUCUACCAUGAGACCUCUUGCAACAGCAUACAAAGCUUCCACUAGUGACUAUCAGGUUAUUUCUGACAGACAAACACCAAAAAAAGAUGAAAGUCUUGUAUCCAAAGCAAUGGAGUACAUGUUUGGCUGGUAGCAUAAUAACUAAGAACUAAGCUACAAGAGAAGAAUCUUACUACACUAAAACAGCAGUGUACUGCCAGUUUCCUCUGGUUAGUUAUAUAACCACUCUUGGCAGUACUGGGAUGCUAUCUCAGACUUCUUUCAGAAGCCCUUUUCUUUAAGAAUACAGCGUAUUUGUAACUUGCAC
Molecule: messenger RNA, 1158 nt
Organism: Elephantulus edwardii (Cape elephant shrew)
Lineage: Eukaryota; Metazoa; Chordata; Mammalia; Macroscelidea; Macroscelididae
Gene: NUP35
Product: nucleoporin 35kDa
Exons: 9
Coding region: 1-984 (327 amino acids)
Biological process (GO): regulation of DNA-templated transcription; NLS-bearing protein import into nucleus; nuclear pore organization
Cellular component (GO): nuclear pore nuclear basket; nuclear pore central transport channel; nuclear membrane
Molecular function (GO): single-stranded DNA binding; phospholipid binding; structural constituent of nuclear pore
Source: RefSeq, a predicted model, not a curated record